This is a messenger RNA of Truncatella angustata, 1012 nucleotides long. RefSeq lists its product as uncharacterized. Lineage: Eukaryota; Fungi; Ascomycota; Sordariomycetes; Amphisphaeriales; Sporocadaceae. The coding region runs from base 351 to 956 and encodes 201 amino acids. The record is from RefSeq and is a predicted model, not a curated record. The transcript has a single exon.
CGAGAUCUCACCAAUGCACCGCAAAGCUAGCCGGGGCAGAUAAGAUAAGUGAGGAAAGGAAGCAAACGACUGGUGCAGGGCGGCUACGAAUAGAAAAGCGAGGUUGGCUGGGUUCACAGCUUGAAGGUGAACUCAGAACACUAUCUUCUAUACACCAGCAAAACAAUACGACUGCUCUGUGCGCAGGGUAUCACGUAUUCGAUAGAGUUGGCGAUCAGAUGUUGUAACCUCGGGAGAUACGACAAACUUGACUUGCUGAUUGAGGGAGGCAUUACGUGGGAUGCAACGGUGAAUGCAGCUAAUCUCGCAAUCUCACCAUUUUACAGUACUUUAGCAUUGCCAUUAUCGGUAUGCUACUGCUGGGAUUAGAGCAGUCACAGCGCCUAGACCCUCUGAAAUCGCCGAAAGUGGCUAGUUUGAGGUCGGUCACUCCCCUGAACGCCAACCGCGCCGGUGCCGAACGCCAACCACUGGCUCUGGCCCUGGUUCGACCCUUCGUUAUUACACCCCAACUACAGAAGGGUGCUGCCGUUGUAGGUGCAGGUGCAUGUGUACUGGCGAAAGAGGAGGACGACUGCGACGCAUCUCUCACACGCCGUGCCUCGCAUCAUCAUCAUCAUCGUCGUUGUCGUCGUCAAGCCUUUCCCAGCACUCCCCCCUCAUCAAGUGUUGAGAAGGACCGCGGCUGUUCGAAGCCAUUUUGCGCGCCUCGUAAGGAAUUCGAAUUGACCAGUGCAAGGCACGAGCUCCACUCUAAUCAUAACAACAACCGCCCCGAAAGCCAAAGCCUCGAGCAAAUUUAUCAACGUUCUCUUUUCGACUUCAACCCCCGUUGCAUUCGCAAUUGCCGUCGCCGUCGCCGUCGCAGUCGUACUUGCACACCGGCCGCACCGGUGUCUUCCCAACGGCUUCACACAGAUUCACUCGAUCAACGGAACUGUCAUCAGCCGCCCUAGAUGCACUGCAAGAAGAUCUUCGCAUUCAAUCGCUUUCGCUCCAGUCUGACUAUCCC